Molecule: messenger RNA, 1915 nt
Organism: Paramacrobiotus metropolitanus
Lineage: Eukaryota; Metazoa; Tardigrada; Eutardigrada; Parachela; Macrobiotidae
Product: SUMO-conjugating enzyme UBC9-B-like
Exons: 5
Coding region: 1105-1614 (169 amino acids)
Biological process (GO): protein sumoylation
Cellular component (GO): nucleus
Molecular function (GO): SUMO conjugating enzyme activity
Source: RefSeq, a predicted model, not a curated record
UUAAACCAACCAAACCGUGCGUUAAUGACGAGCGAUUCCACAAGAAAAGGGUUCAGCAAUCAUCAGUCAGCGACAGUUUCCUUCGCGACACGCUCACCUUCAUUUAGAUCUUCGUACGCUUCGAAAGUGAUUUCAAACGCCAAGGGAUGGAAGAAGUUGGCUGGGUUCUCCAAGACCGUCACGUUGCUGAUGUUUAGUUUGCUCAUGGUGGAACAGGUGGGGAAAGGACGAAGAUGUCGCACAGUUCAAAGGAUGGUGAAAUCAAAAUGUUCAAUCUGCAAAUUACAGCAGUUGUCACUGAGUUGUAAUUUGUGAAUUAUCUCGUUAUCCAGUGGGGUCCGCCGAUCUCGUGUUGGGCUGGGUUUUGCACACAGCUCCGAAAUUACGGCCGUUAUUUACCGUGCGGAAGAAUCACGCAGCCGUGCUUCAAAACAGACUGACAGUCUUGGAAGGGGCCAGCAUGGAAGAAUGAUAAACCAGAUCUAGAAAUGUGGCAACAAUUUCUGUCGUCUGAGUCAACACUCAACAGCAAAUAAAACCUGAGUCUAAACUGCGUCGAUCAGAAAUCUAUUCAGAAAUCUCGGAUCCCAGAUUUUAACAAAUCUCUGGCUAGCUUUUUCCAACCAAUAAUCAACAAUCCCAAACCCAGGAGCACCAAGGAAAUUGAGGAAGACAGAGUCCAGUGAAAGAUCCACGAACAGAUGAACUCCAAAAACUAGCAAAAUCACAAACGAAACGACGCUGGCCUUCACGCCCCGCCCUCGGUCCCGUAACGAAUUCGCGGUAACCAAUCGCACAUCCCGAUAUCGCAAUGUUUAUAAAAGUUACGGAACGGUACGGCACUUCUUCGUACUUGUCACUUGUGCUUGCGUGCUGCAGCUUGCCACUUUUGUCCUCUUUCUGGUUUUCCACACUACUUUCCAAGUUGCUCUACGGUCAGUUUUUCAGUUUUUGACUUGAUCAGUUGAUCUGCAUAAAUACUUUUGUUUUCCUUAAAGGCUAAUUUUGGAGAUAGAUUUGUUAUUAUAUGCGCAACCUACUGCAUCAACACAAAAUUAAUAACUGAAAAAACUGAUUUAUCGGCAUUCCUUUUGAAAGGUAAUCAUGAGUCUGGCGCUGAAUCGUUUGAGGGAAGAACGCAAAACAUGGCGCAAAGAUCAUCCGUUUGGGUUUGUGGCCAAGCCGACGGAAAAUCCUGAUGGCACCCUGAACGAGUUUAUCUGGGACUGCCUCAUUCCAGGCCCCAAGGGUUCCAUCUGGGAGCAUCCACCAUCGGGCAGCUACUACCAUCUGAAGAUGAAAUUCCGCGAUGAUUAUCCGGCCACACCGCCCAAAUGCGUCUUCGAGCCGCCGUUGUUCCAUCCCAAUGUGUAUCCGAGCGGCACGGUGUGUCUGUCUAUUCUGGACGAGGACAAGGGCUGGCGCUCGGGCAUCACGGUGAAGGAGAUCCUGCUGGGCAUUCAGGAUCUGCUGGUCAAUCCCAACGAGAAGGAUCCGGCGCAGGCCGAAGCGUACGGCGCUUACACCAAGAACCGCGAGGAAUACGUGGCCAAAGUGAAGGAACAGGCUAAGAAAUUCAGUCAGGCCAAUGUUAAACCAGCUGCCAAGAGUUAAUCUGUGCGUGGAUGGAGAUGCUUCAACUGCUCUGCGUUUAGUGUUUAAUUAUCGCAAUGUUCUGCGAAUCUCGGUUCAGUAUACUGAUGAUAUAAGACUGAUUGGUAGGCUUCGUAUUGAUGUUCAUUUUCUAAAUCCACUUUUAUCUGUAUUACGCCCAGUCUACUCCAUUUGAGGUAUCAGAUUUCUUCUAAAAGAACUUAUCUCCGAUGUUUGUGAAUGGACUGAAUUCUUUGUAUACUGUAAUUGACUGUGGCUGUACUGAAGUAAAAAUACAAUUUUUCACACUUUAAUCAAACAA